AUGUUGCUCUCCCAAUGGCUGUCUUUUGUGUGCAUGAUCAUCGUCGUAUCUGUGGCAGAAGGAUAUGAGACUGUAGAUGACGCAGCCAUCCUGGCUAGGAUGCUUGUCGAUUCGUCCGAAUCGGUGGGCACGAUGGCAACGAUCUACCCCGAAACACACCCAGACCUAGCAGGUAUUCCGUUUUCGCUACAGGAAUAUUAUGCCAGCUGCCAUGGAAAUGGCUCGCUCACUCUUCUCCUCAUGCCUAUCUCUCGACAUGGCCGCAACAUCUUAUCCUCGGAGAGUCACGAAGCUUCAAUAUCCAUAACAACUGCCCGCCCAGAUGCCAGUCGUGCUCGUGUUGCGUUAAUGGGUAGUGUAACCGUGUAUAAGGACAUCAAGAACGUACCAAAUGUUGGAAGCAUUUCCUUGUGCUACCUCGCGCGACAUCCGGACGCUCGUCGUUGGCUUCCGGGGCCGCGUGAACCUCACAUCGCUUAUUGGGCGAUAUUUGACCCCCACACGGUUUACUACGUAGGAGGGUUCGGGAGCGAGCACUACAUUGGAUACAUACCGCUGGGGAUGUAUCAAUCACCGGACUCUUCGCAUGCUAACGACAGGCCCAACCUCGUCGAGCAGUAUGCAACCUGGAGCUCUUGUUUUUCAUGA
Molecule: messenger RNA, 648 nt
Organism: Sparassis crispa
Lineage: Eukaryota; Fungi; Basidiomycota; Agaricomycetes; Polyporales; Sparassidaceae
Exons: 6
Coding region: 1-648 (215 amino acids)
Source: RefSeq, a predicted model, not a curated record